Messenger RNA from Lytechinus variegatus (green sea urchin), 3625 nucleotides. Its product is annotated as sodium-dependent multivitamin transporter-like. The transcript is spliced from 14 exons. Gene Ontology annotation, cellular component: membrane. The record is from RefSeq and is a predicted model, not a curated record. The coding region runs from base 204 to 2117 and encodes 637 amino acids. NCBI's taxonomy places the organism in Eukaryota, Metazoa, Echinodermata, Echinoidea, Temnopleuroida, Toxopneustidae. Gene Ontology annotation, biological process: sodium ion transport; transmembrane transport. Gene Ontology annotation, molecular function: symporter activity.
UCGCUCAUGGAACACGAGAAGCUGUGCGAUGUUGAUCAUUAAGGCUAGUGCUUGAUGACUUAUGUUGCAUUUUUUUGGUCCAAAGCUUACUACACUGCCUUUUUUACAGUCAAAUUUUAGCGGAUACUUCUUAAGAAUAUUUUCAUUUGUUCCCUGACCAGUUUCAAACUGCAGCUGUGUUGAAAAAUCGGGAUUCGGUGAAGAUGUCGACCGCGAGCGGAACAGCAGAUGGCUUCACCGGAGCCGGGAACGGCGGCGCCGCUCGACUUUCGGUCGUUGACUAUGUUGUCUUCGUGAUGGUGCUUGUUAUUUCUGCUGCCAUUGGCAUUUACCAUGCGUGUACCGGUGGAAAGCAAAGGACCACUCAGGAAUUCUUCGUGGCGGACAGGAAGAUGCAAUUCGUCCCGGUUGGAUUUUCACUCCUUGCCAGCUGGAUGUCUGCUAUUGCUCUUCUUGGAACUCCUUCUGAGGUUUAUGUUUAUGGUACCAUGUUUUGGUACAUUGGAGGGAGUUACAUCUUCAUGUCCAUCAUUACUGCAAAUGUAUUCAUCCCAACCUUUUAUAAUCUUCGUCUCACUAGUGUUUAUGAGUAUCUCCAGUUGCGAUUUUCUGUUGCAGCCCGUCUUGUGGGGACUACAGGGUUUCUAAUAUACAUGGUGAUGUACUUGUCCAUUGUCUUGUAUGCCCCUGCUCUUGCAGUUAAUGCAGUGACCGGGUUUACACUCUGGGGAUCUGUUCUCACAGUGGGUCUGGUGUGUGCAUUCUAUACAUCGGUGGGUGGGAUGAAAGCAGUAAUCUGGACAGAUGUUUUUCAGACCCUUGUUAUGGUAUCAUGUCUCAUAGCCGUUAUAAUCCAUGGUUCAGUUAAAAUGAAUGGCUUUGGUAAUGUCUGGCAUAUCAACGAGGAGAGCGGUAGAGUGGUCUUUGAUGAUAUACGUGUGGACCCAACUGUACGUCACACUGUAUGGUCUCUUGUAUUUGGUGCCACAUUCAACUGGCUUGCUAUCUUUGGUUGUAACCAGGCUUCUGUCCAGCGUUACCUUAGCUGCCCCACCCUCAGAGCAGCCAAAUGGUCCAUCUACUUGAACUGUCCGAUGCUAUUCAUAUUUGUCUCUCUUUGUCUCAUGUGUGGUCUGGUGAUGUUUGCUGUGUUUGCUGAUUGUGAUCCCAUCAAAGCUGAAUUCAUCACAAGGGGUGAUCAGCUUCUUCCUUUUUAUGUGGUAACUCAGCUUGGCUUUCUCCAUGGAUUACCCGGUCUUUUUAUUGCAGCCAUUUUCAGUGGGACUUUGAGCACUGUGUCUUCAGGCCUGAACUCAUUGGCUGCUGUGACAGUUGAAGACAUCAUUAGACCUAUCAAGAAAGAUCUCUCAGAUGCAAAGAGGACAACUAUAUCAAAGGUAUUAGCUUUACUGUAUGGACUCUUAGCCAUAGGAAUGGCCUUUGUAGCAUCCAAGCUGGGGCCUAUUCUCACUGUUGCUAUUGGUUUGAUGGGCAUGAUAGGAGGACCUUUACUAGGCAUGUUCACACUGGGUAUUGUCUUCCCUUGGACCAACAAUAUUGGUGCUAUAGUGGGUGGUUUGACUGGCUUUGCCUUCUCUUUCUGGAUUGGGAUUGGAGCUUAUAUCUAUCCAUCAAUGGCUGACAAACUUCCUACGUCUAUCGAUGCUUGCCUUCUACCAAAUGUUACAGACAUUUCUACCGACAUUCCGUCCUAUAUUUUGGCCAAUGUUACCUCUCUUCCUGACCUGAUAAUAACACCAGAACCUUACCCUGCAAUAGCAAAGCUCUACAGUAUAUCAUAUCUUUGGUAUAGCUUUACUGCUCUGGUAGUGGUCCUGUUUGUUGGUCUAAUAACAAGCUUUCUUACAGGUGCAACCAGACCAAGUGAGUUAGAUCCUCAGUUGAUCUGUCCCAUAUCAAGAAAGCUUUUCUGUUGUUUCCCAGCAAGCUGUAGAAGGAAAAUGGACUGUGGGGUCAACUUUGAUGAGAUUGACCACCGGAAUGGAAAUGCAUUUGACAUGGAUGUCAAAAGUAACGAUGCAACCAAUUACUCUAUGUUGGAUCAGAAGGAAAAUGGAAGAGCGCCAUCUCCUGUUGAUGAAAGCACACAGUUUUGACGAAGGCUUUGUUAAUGAUUCGUCCUGGCUUUUUUUUUCAAGGGAAUUUAGAUGACUACAGUGAAGAAUAAAAUUUAAAACAGACUUUGUAUUUGAAAGAUGAGCAAUUCAUAUUUGCAGAGAAGAUUGCAGUAAGCAGUGUAAAACAAAACUAAUGAUUGAAUACUCCACUUUAUUUAUUUUUAUGAUAAAGGAAAAUUUUCAAAAUUUAGAGUAAAAAAAAGUGAAAAGACUUUUUGAUUUUGAUAUGCAUUUAUUUGUCGUUGAUCUAUGAAUUUUCCUGCAUUGUUCAUCACAGGGUAUAGUGUAGAAUGAUAUUUAUUAUGAACCAUGUGUGCACAGUUACAAUGAUAGGUUUCCUCAGAAUAUAUCGCUGUUAUGCAUGGUAUUGCCAGUGUUAUGUAGGUUCACAUAGCUAUUCAAUUCUAAAAAUGAGUUUUUCAUAGACACAUUUGAAAAGAGGAGAUUGCAGCACUGCUUGAAACACUUGUGAAAUCAAUCAGCAAUUCUCAACCAACUGACUUAAUCCAUUUCUAGUGUGUAGAAAAUAUUGUUCAUUUCUAGAUUAAAAUACGUACUAUUUAAUGGGCUGAAAGUGAAGUCAUCUUCUUGAACAGAAAAAAAGGCUGAAUUGACCAUUUGCAGGGUAUUUAAGAUGAUCUUGAUUAAAAUCCAGUUUCAAUUUUCAUUAUCGAUUACCUCAGUGAUUCAAUUAUGUAUUCCAUCAUUGCUUCUCCAUGUUAUUGGGAAUUUCAUUCAUUCAGUGUGACAGCGUGUGAUGUGUGACAAGGAUUGUUCAGAAUAAAUGUCUUACCUAUAAGUCCAUUUCACCUUGUCUUCGCAGAGCAUUUAUUGAUAUUUUUCACCCGCAAUAAAGUAUGCGUGAAAGAAAAUUCCUGUGUGAAUUGUUUACAUAUAUGUUUAUAUCUUCAUCACAGAUGUGUUUUGCAAUAUGGUUGUGGUGUUGAGAAAAUUAUUGUAAAUAUAUAUUAUGUAUCUUGUUGAUAUCUGAAGGUUACUUUUUGAAAUUAAAUGUUCACCUUUUUCACGUCAUUAGUUUGAUUUUCAGGGUUUUCAAAAUAAUGGAAUUAUUUUCAGGGUGCAUGUGGUAUGCUCGUACAGUAAUUCUGAAUUUCGCCAUUGCCCUUAGUUAAGCCUCAUAUAAUUGGUUAUUUUAUCUUGCCAGAUGCAAAAGUGUUAUUGAUGUGUCAUACACUGAUUAGUAUAUAAGGUCAUUUGAUUUGUGAAGUUUUAGUAGUUUUUUACAAUUCAAGUGAAAGAGAAUUUCAAAGAACCUAUCGAAUAAUAAAUGGUUUUAAUCAAUUUUAUUUCAGUGGAAAAGCUUAUAAGCUGCUAAUUUAAGAAAUAUCUCAUAGAUCUACACUACCAGUGGAGUAUGUGUAUAUUUAUGGUAAACACUCAAAGAGUUGCUUAAAAGCACAAGUGCAUGUUUGCAUGCAGAAGAAAAUAUCAAGAUUACAAAUCAAAAUCUAAAAUGAUUUGUAUCU